AAAUCGCCCAGAACAGUAUAUGUGAACAGUUCCAUGAUGCACAAAUAGUGCUGAUGCGCUGAUUGUGGACUUUGUGAAAAGCAGAAUACGGGGAUGAUCUAAAUGAUAUAGUAGCAUGGCGCACACGGCGGACUGCGGGGCUAGCGCUGGACCAGAACGCGGCCGGGGCACGUUUAUGUCCCUGACAACAAUAAGAUGGACCAGCCUGAAAAGAUUGUCAUCGACCCUGUGCUUAAUAAAGUGGUGAAGAACCUCGAUGAGGCUAUGAAGAUUCUAGAAGAUGGUCGAAGUGAGGUUCCGGGGGAGCAGAGGGCCACUCGGAGGCACAUCCCAGGACCCUUGCAGCGAUGUGGCCAGGACGCCGUCAGUAUUCUGCAGCUAGUUCAGAGCCUCACGUGUGGAGGAGAGACCGAGGACCGUCCAUGCAGGGUGCAGGGUGACAGGAAGGCCAGGGAUGUGGCUCUCCUCGGACACAGUGUGGCAGCGUAUCUCUCCAUGCUGCACCGGGAGCAGCAGAGACGACUAGCCACUCGGGUCCAGUCCGAUGUCACACUUUGGCUCUCCCGCCUCUUCAGGUACGAAAACGGCUCCGUGUCUUUCCAUGAGGAUGACAGACAGGGCCUUCUAAAAGUGUGUCGCCUUGUCAUCCACUCCCGCUACAAGGACUUUGCCACUGAAGGUGUCACCGUGCUCGGCUGCAGACAUCCUGUCAUCUACCAGAGCUCUGCCUGCAGGCCUGGCCUGGGUCAAUACCUUUGCAGCCAGCUGGGCCUGCCCCUGUCAUGCCUUUAUACUGUGCCAUGUAAUACCGCUUUUGGAUCUGAACACCAAAUGGACGGUUUCCUUCUUGACGGGAUCAUUAAGGAGGACGUGGAAUCAGGGAAGCUUCCUCUGCUGUUGAUAGCGAAUGCUGGGACGGCAGCUGCAGGACACACUGACAGGCUGGAUCAUCUGAGAGACCUUUGUGACCAGCACAGCAUGUGGCUUCAUGUAGAAGGAGUCAAUCUAGCAAUGCUGGCUUUGAGCUGUGUCCCUUCCCCACUUUUGCCAGCUACGAAGUGUGACAGCAUGACUCUGACCCUGGGGCCGUGGCUCGGACUGCCCUCCAUGCCAGCUGUCACCCUUUACAGGCACGAGGACCCGGCCUUGGCUCUUGCUGCAGGACUGUCUUGGACUCAGCCGGGAGAGAAUCUGCAGCCACUUCCUCUUUGGAUGUCCCUGCAGUACCUUGGCCACAGUGGCAUAGUGGAGAGGAUCCAGCAUGCCUUGGGGCUGAGUCAUCGUCUCCUAGAAAGUCUGAAGAAGAUGGCAUUCAUUAAAACUUCGGGUGACAAACAGAUGUCUCUUCUCGAGGCUUUGAACAUGGUGGAGGAUGAGCCGAACUGUCCUGUGGUCGUUUUUAAGUUCUGUCAGGAGAGCCCCACAGAUUCAGUGAAUGAUUUCUCAGAAAACAAGGGAGAAUUUGAGGAUUCACUCAACAGAUGGCUGGGUGAACAGUUGGGGCUGCUAGUCUCAGCCAGCGGCCUGGACGUAGUCUACCUGGAUGACGAAGGCAGCUGUGUCCGCUUCAACCCGCUGAUGACCUCUGCAUUGUUGGGCACACAGGAAAGCGAUGUGGACGCUGUUGUGGAGCAGUUGGUCAGCUUGGUGCCUCUUCUCUGCUGGACCUCGUGUCUCAGACACCACUUCUGUGAGGAAGUGUCCCGGCAUAACAGGCUGAUGUACCUGGAGGAGCCCAGCUGGCCGGGUCUAGGUGCCAUCAGGUAUCAGCCCAGCGGGGAAGAACCUGAUGGUUCCAAGAGGCAGCAGCUGGUGGAAAAGAUCAAUAGUGACCUGCUGAAGAAACUGCAGGUUCUGGGUGCUGAAGUGGACUUCUCCACUGGUCCUGAGUUUGGUGCAGAGAAGAAUUGUAUUUUUGUUGGCAUGGCAACAGAGGACCUUGAUGUGGUGAAAUUGGUUGAUACCAUUGAAGCCGUGGGUAAAGACAUCGAAGAGAGCAACCAGCUGUUGGAGAAUAUGUCAGAGGUGGUGCAGAGGGGCAUCCUGGAGGCCGAGUCACAGCUACAGAAAGCCACUGAAGAGAAGCUGAUGCAAGAGGGCGUCCUGAGGCAGAUCCCAAUGGUGGCUUCUGUCCUGAACUGGUUCUCUCCAGUCCAAAGUUUGGUCAAAGGCAGCACUUUCAGCUUGGCUUCAGGUUCGUUAAACUCCACAGAACACACAUACACCAUGAAGACCUUUGAAGUCCAAGGGACAUCUGUCACGUCAGCCACUGUUGCCAUCGAGGGGUCUCUUGGGAAGGAGCCAUCUCAUCAUUCCCGGGUAGCCUGUGACUCGCUUAGUCAGGCCACCCAUCUGAGUCAUGCAGCAGGAGCAGAAAGACAGAACAUUCAUUUCCCACUUCCAGAUGUGAGCGGCCCCGAAACGAUCCUGGAGCCCACGCAUUAACGCCCGACAGAGUCUCCACAGAUCAGGGGACACGCCAACAGAAUAAGGGGCUUUUAAGAAGAAGAGAGAGAGGCUUGCCAAUGAGAAGCAGAGGCUGGGGAGAUAGGCAGAGCAACCUGGCCAGAGAAGAGGCGGCUUGCUUUGUCACUAAAGCUCGGCUAGGAUAAUAAAACAUGGCUCACGCCAUGUUUAAGGCUACUCUAUAGUUUCGGAGACUUAUUUAAAAAAAAAUUGUAAUUCUGUCCAAAAAAUGGAAUACAUUUAAUGAAAAACAGGGGGAAAGUCCCUUUCACUGGCAACAGUGUAAUAUGCAGACUGCUAUUAACAUUUAAUGGCAAUUAUGUGAAAUAUGCACUGAUGUUUUUUUUCUUUUUCUGUGUUGCCCUGCCAAAGUAUCACAGAUCUCGUAAUACGAGACCCCUGGACAUCUAAUUCGUAGAACCCAUAGAAUCGGGGUGAAUGAAGACCUCAGGCUCAUUGUAGGUACAUUUUGCUGUCCUGUUCAGUGAGGAAUAAGAGGUGCCACAGCAUUCAGUGCAUCAUCUCUGCUGUCACCCAGAUAAUAAGACACUGACUAUAAACACGCAGUUCUGGCCCUGUUUUCACGUUCCGACUCCACCACAGCUGAGUGAAAAAAAGACCGAUUUAAAAACAUACUUCCCAUUUAGACUAAUGGUUUUUGUUACUCAGAGGAAAUUGAAUACAAUU
Messenger RNA from Paramormyrops kingsleyae, 3153 nucleotides. RefSeq names its product pyridoxal-dependent decarboxylase domain-containing protein 1-like. NCBI's taxonomy places the organism in Eukaryota, Metazoa, Chordata, Actinopteri, Osteoglossiformes, Mormyridae. The record is from RefSeq and is a predicted model, not a curated record. Gene Ontology annotation, cellular component: intracellular membrane-bounded organelle. Gene Ontology annotation, biological process: carboxylic acid metabolic process. Gene Ontology annotation, molecular function: carbon-carbon lyase activity; pyridoxal phosphate binding.